CUAGCGUUGCAAUGGGUGCUAUAAUAGAACGCACACGAUCUAUGGCUAUUUUUGCAAGCUGCGACCGAGAGUAAAGAUCUCACCCUUACUCGCACAGUGCCAGGUGAAAUACGCAUGGGAUACCGAGAGGGUGACCGCCGCAUUUCAUACAGUUCAAUAUAAGGCGCGUUUUUUGAGCGGCGUGCCCCGCUACUCAUUGGACUAUAAUCAGUUACAAGUAUGCAAGAGAGACACCUGCUAACCUCCACUAGAUUUGCGCAACUUGAAGAUCGCAAUCGCCGGAUCUCUGUUUAUUAGUUACUUUUGCCUCUAUAAGAUAAUAGUCUCGGAGUUGGAGGAAGUGCGGCGGCGGCUGGCCGAUACAUCGAUAGGCUCAGUAUAGAUACACUGUGUGUACUGCUAUAUUGUAUAUCUAUGCCUAUAACACAUACGUAUACAUACAAAGCUAUACAAUACAUCAAUCCCGAGUCAUUGUGAUGAACGUCGGUUGUUGCAGACGGCCCGCGGAUUCCUAGCGUCGGAGGCCUGCUCGGAAUCGUCCCUCCGGGUUCUGCCCCCCGAGCUCUCGCCGUUGGGUAAACAAAGCGCCCGCGGAUCCGCGAGGCUGGACAACAACUUUUAUUGCACGCCUUGGGCUUCAUGAUAAAAAGAACAAUGAUCAAUUUGCGAAGAUUCAUAGAUAUUGGUGCUAACUUGACGGAUCCCAUGUAUCAAGGUAUUUACAAUGGCUCGCAGAAGCAUCCACCCGAUCUUGAUAAAGUUCUAGAACGAAGCUGGAACAACAACCUGUCAAAAAUCAUCAUAACUGCCGGUAGCUUGGAGGAGAGUAAAAAAGCUCUAGAACUCGCAAAAACAGAUGACAGACUAUUUUCAACCGUUGGCUGUCAUCCUACUAGAUGUAAUGAAAUAGAAGAGUCAGGAGAUUCGGAUGCUUAUUUGGAUGAGCUGUACGAGCUCGCUGUUAACAAUAAAAAUAAAAUCAUAGCUAUAGGAGAAAUGGGAUUAGAUUAUGAUAGAUUGCAAUUCUGUUCCAAAGAAACUCAAAAAAAGUACUUCGAGAUGCAGUUAUCCUUGUGUUCAAGACUCAAAUUACCUAUGUUUUUGCACUGCAGAAAUGCAGCUGAAGAUUUUGUACGUAUUUUAAGAGAAAACAAAGAUAAGUUAACUAAUGGUGUUGUUCAUUCAUUUGAUGGAAAUACAGAAGAUGCGUACAGCAUGUUACAGUUAGGGCUUUAUAUUGGAAUCAAUGGCUGUUCGCUCAAGACUGAAGAAAAUAUGUUUGUUGUCACAACGAUACCAUCAGACAGGCUUGUAAUAGAAACAGACUGUCCAUGGUGUGAAGUUAGACCGACACAUGCUUCAGCCAAAGAUAUUGUUACACAUUUUCCUGCUGUUAAAAAAGAAAAGUGGCAACCGGAUCGAAUGGUAAAAGGAAGAAAUGAACCUUGCAAUAUCGUACAAAUAUUAGAAGUCCUUGCAAGUGUGAGAGAGGAAGAAGAAGAGUAUCUUUGCAACCAAAUUUACAAGAAUACAAUGAAGCUAUUUUUUCCAUAUGAGUUGUAACCUGCAUUUACUAGACUGCUAAGCAGAAGUUUGUACAAUGAAAAGUGCAUCUUAAUCAAUAUACAAAAUGUGCAUUAUUAAAUAUGAAUUUAUGCUGAAAGUGAUACAAAACGCGAAGUAUUGACUCGAAAUAUUUAAAGUGCUUUUGCUGAUAGAUGAUGAACGCUCAUCAUCUUAAGACAUAAAUUGUGCUGACGUGAAUUGUAAGCUUCAAUAUUUGAAGGAUCUCUUUCAAUGUAAUUUUCUAUUGUAUUAUUGUUAUUUCAGUUUUUAUUCUUUAUAUUGGUAACCAAUCUUUACUCAUUAUUAUUGAUUGCAUA
This is a messenger RNA of Trichogramma pretiosum, 1883 nucleotides long. Its product is annotated as putative deoxyribonuclease TATDN1. The record is from RefSeq and is a predicted model, not a curated record. NCBI's taxonomy places the organism in Eukaryota, Metazoa, Arthropoda, Insecta, Hymenoptera, Trichogrammatidae. Gene Ontology annotation, cellular component: cytosol. The transcript has 5 exons. Bases 640 to 1563 code for a protein of 307 amino acids. Gene Ontology annotation, molecular function: 3'-5'-DNA exonuclease activity.